AAACACUGUCUUAUAUAACCACCGCCUCCUCGUCAAAUACCUUUCAAGCCACGUACCGAAUUCCAAGACCGAUAGACAGAAAAGAACAGAGAGACACAGAGAGAGAGAAAGCUCGCCACAGUAACAAUGGCGACCAAAAACCAGACCCAUCAAGGUAUGGACACAGACAAGCCUAAUGUAGAUUCAUCGACGGAGGACGAGAGGUGCCCUGUGGAGGAGGUGGCUCUGGUGGUGCCGGAGACCGACGACCCAACACUCCCAGUGAUGACAUUUCGUGCAUGGUUUCUUGGGCUGACCUCAUGCGUGAUCCUCAUCUUCCUCAACACCUUCUUCACGUACCGUACUCAGCCGCUCACUAUCUCGGCCAUUCUUAUGCAAAUUGCGGUCUUGCCCAUUGGGAAAUUCAUGGCCAAGAUCCUGCCUACCAGAGAAUACAGUGUGUUUGGGUACGGGUUCAGUCUGAAUUCAGGGCCAUUUAACAUCAAGGAGCAUGUAAUUAUCACUAUCUUUGCUAACUGUGGCGUCUCUAUUGGUGGGGGUGAUGCUUACUCCAUUGGUGCGAUUACUGUUAUGAAGGCCUAUUAUAAGCAGAGCUUGAGCUUCCUAUGUGGACUCCUCAUAGUCUUGAGUACUCAGAUAUUGGGGUAUGGAUGGGCAGGAAUUCUAAGGAGGUAUCUGGUUGAUCCAGUUGAGAUGUGGUGGCCUUCAAACCUUGCUCAGGUCUCUCUUUUUAGAGCACUACACGAGAAGGAGCCUAAGGGUAAAGGUCUCACCAGGAUGCAAUUCUUCCUUGCUCUUAUGGCAGCAAGCUUUGCCUAUUAUGCACUUCCCGGUUAUUUAUUCCCAAUCUUGACAUUCUUCUCAUGGGUCUGUUGGGUGUGGCCUCAUAACAUCACUGCUCAGCAAGUCGGCUCAGGUUACCAUGGACUUGGGGUCGGUGCCUUCACCCUUGAUUGGGCCGGAAUUUCAGCUUACCAUGGCAGCCCAUUGGUUACGCCGUGGUCUUCCAUUCUCAACGUUGGAGUUGGGUUUAUCAUGUUUAUCUACAUUAUUGUGCCUUUGUGUUACUGGAAGUAUAAUACUUUCGAUGCUCGGAAAUUCCCUAUUUUUUCUAAUCAGCUGUUCGCUAGUAGUGGGCACAAAUACGAUACAACCAAGAUCUUGACACCUCAGUUUGAUCUUAACAUUGCUGCUUACAACAGUUACGGGAAGCUAUACCUUAGUCCUCUGUUUGCCCUGUCCAUUGGGUCAGGAUUUGCAAGGUUUACUGCAACCCUGACUCAUGUGGCACUUUUUCAUGGCAGGGAUAUUUGGAAUCAGAGUAGAUCAGCAAUGAAAAAUGCGAAAUUGGACAUACAUGCAAAGCUGAUGAAAAGUUACAAACAAGUUCCUGAGUGGUGGUUCCUUAUCUUAUUACUUGGGAGCAUUGCCGCAUCUUUAUUAAUGUCGUUUGUCUGGAAAGAUGAUGUGCAGCUGCCAUGGUGGGGGAUGCUUUUUGCGUUUGGAUUGGCUUGGGUUGUUACUCUUCCUAUUGGGGUCAUUCAAGCAACUACUAACCAGCAACCUGGAUAUGACAUAAUAGCACAGUUCAUAAUUGGAUAUAUCCUACCUGGAAAGCCUAUUGCAAAUUUGCUUUUCAAGAUUUAUGGGAGAAUCAGCACGAUUCAUGCCCUUUCUUUCCUCUCUGACCUUAAACUUGGGCACUACAUGAAAAUUCCACCGCGGUGCAUGUACACAGCUCAGUUGGUGGGAACCUUGGUUGCCGGAACAGUCAACCUUGCAGUUGCGUGGUGGAUGUUGGAAAGCAUCGAAAACAUAUGUGAUGUCGAAGCACUCCAUCCCGAGAGCCCAUGGACUUGCCCCAAGUAUAGAGUCACCUUUGAUGCAUCUGUUAUAUGGGGCUUGAUUGGACCAAAGAGGCUGUUUGGACCUGGAGGACUGUACCGCAACUUGGUAUGGUUGUUCCUCGUGGGAGCAUUCUUGCCAGUUCCAAUUUGGGUGCUGAGCAAGAUGUUCCCUGAAAAGAAAUGGAUUCCCCUGAUAAACAUACCGGUUAUAUCAUACGGGUUUGCAGGAAUGCCACCUGCAACUCCCACUAAUAUAGCAAGCUGGCUCAUCACCGGAACCAUCUUCAACUACUUUGUGUUUCGAUACCACAAACGCUGGUGGCAGAAAUAUAACUAUGUUCUAUCAGCAGCAUUGGAUGCUGGAACAGCUUUCAUGGGUGUUCUACUGUUCUUUGCUCUGCAAAAUGAGGGAAAAAAUUUAAAGUGGUGGGGAACAGACAUUGAUCACUGUCCUUUGGCAUCAUGCCCAACUGCCCCAGGUAUCACGGUAGCAGGAUGUCCGGUUUUUAAGUAGCAGAAGUAAGUCUUGUAAGAAAGGCAAGUUCUUACAAUUGUUAGAUGUGUUUCUGUUGAUUUGAGUGUUGAGAAUAAGUAGCAAGUUGAGUUGCAUAUGUACAUUUAGAUAUACAUGUUUUUUUACUCCAAUGAAAGCUUAGGAUCACGUUGUUGCUCUUUAUGCUUGAUAAGAAAUUUGAUUUCCACA
Molecule: messenger RNA, 2550 nt
Organism: Tripterygium wilfordii
Lineage: Eukaryota; Viridiplantae; Streptophyta; Magnoliopsida; Celastrales; Celastraceae
Product: oligopeptide transporter 3
Exons: 6
Coding region: 127-2361 (744 amino acids)
Biological process (GO): transmembrane transport
Molecular function (GO): oligopeptide transmembrane transporter activity
Source: RefSeq, a predicted model, not a curated record